Hydractinia symbiolongicarpus is the source of this 1544-nucleotide messenger RNA. Its product is annotated as CX3C chemokine receptor 1-like. Bases 477 to 1385 code for a protein of 302 amino acids. NCBI's taxonomy places the organism in Eukaryota, Metazoa, Cnidaria, Hydrozoa, Anthoathecata, Hydractiniidae. Gene Ontology annotation, molecular function: G protein-coupled receptor activity. The record is from RefSeq and is a predicted model, not a curated record. The transcript has a single exon. Gene Ontology annotation, cellular component: membrane. Gene Ontology annotation, biological process: G protein-coupled receptor signaling pathway.
UAUUAUUUUAGUUAUGUAUAGAACAAAACUUUUAGAGAAAACGAUGGGUAUUUUUGAUAAAAUUCAAUUAGAAAAUAAAUAAGGAAUUGUUCUGAAGGCCUAACAGAACAUCCUGUUUAACUGAGAUUUUUUAUUCUGUUUUUGUGUUGUUUGGUAUAACCGUCCAAAAGUGUUGUUGCUUAAAAUGUCUUUAAUCAAUCUCAAAAGUAGUUAGGUCAAACAAUGUAAAGGAAACAGGUGAUGACAUUUUAAGUAUGGAGACUCCUAAUGGAAUUAAACUAGAACACCUGCAAUAAAUUAAUUGAAGGUUGGACUAAAAAAAAUGAGAAUUUUAUUUAAUAAUAAUUUCCAUUUAUUUAUGUAUUAUUAGCUUUCCCAGCUGCUGCUUGUGCAUUAUUUCUCUUUUUUUAAACCAAAUUUUAUCGUAUCUUUAAAUAAUAUGGUGCUAUUUGAAAAAUGUAUGACCUACAUUAUACAUGUAUUUCAGAAUGACCAAUAAUUCGUCUGAUGUGUCGCCAUGCAGAAGCUAUAUGGUCCUCAUUCUAGGUGUUAGUAAUGUCGGCAUCAUAGAAAAGGGUGUGUUUUUUAGUGCAUAUACAUUAGUGUCAGUAUUGACAUUUGUCCUUAAUGCAGUGGUGAUCAAAACUCUGUUAAAGCGAAAAAGAGCAAAGAGUGAUAAUCUCUUUCUUAUAUUAUCCAUAUCUGAUUUUUUGGUUGGAGCUGUUGCAUUGCCGGUACUAUCAUUGGAAUUUAUUGUUAAUGAUAAACUGAACUGCCUAAUUCAACCUUGGAUUGCAACUUUCUCAAUCUUCCCAUUUUCAUUUUCUUGGGUUUUGACAAUUCUAAUAUCCAUCGACAGAUAUGUUGCAAUUUUGCUGCCCCGCAUUCACAGACUGUGUAAGGAGACAAAUUUUACUUACAAGUGUGUAAUUUUAGUGUUUUUUUUUGUCGUCAGCUUUGCUACUGCAUAUGGUUGGAAAAAGAAAGAAGAAAUGUCUUUGUUAAGUAACCCAGAGACUCAUGUCAAUAUUUUCACUAUAGCAAUUCCUUUGAUGGAACUUGUAUUUCUUAUAUUCACAUCAUUUUUACAUUUGCACUUGUACAUAUCUGUUCGAAGAAAAACAAGGAAAAUGGAUGCAAGUCGCCAUACGAAUAGUAAUAGUCAAAGAAAACUAACAAUAACAAUAACUUUAAUGUUUUUUUGUGCAGUUAUUUUAAAUAUUCCAUUGUUCGUCUUCAGUUUUUAUGAGCUGUUUACAAGUAGAUCCACUUGGAAACCAGUUGUCAUGUAUCGUGGUAGAAAAUGGACAAUGUUAAUAACUUUCACAAAUUCAUUUUGUAAUUCAAUCAUACUGAUGCGCUCUUCAAGUUUUAAAAAGACAUGACUAAUAAUAUACUAAUUAUGUAUUGUUUUCACGAUACAUUUGCCAUAUGUUAAUUCCAUGACAUUGCUUUUAUGUAGGUUAUGUGGUUUUAAUCCUGUUUUGUGAAAUCAAAUGUUAAGUCCAAUGAAGGUCAAAAUAUUCUUUAUACAUAUCUUUGAA